AUCGUCUCCGAGGCUGAAAUGGCCCACUUCCUCGCUACCACCGACGCCGAGCUCACCUUCAUCGGAGAGUCCUUCAACCCCCUCGCCAAGCGCUCCGCUCAGACGACCAGCGUCACUUUCUGCACCAAGCGCGUCGGCAGCAUCUGCGGCGGGACCUGCACUGUCUACACCGGGGGUGCGACUUGCCUCGACGCGUCCGGCACGGUGUGCAUGUCCUCCACGAAGGACGUCGGUUUUUGCGACCAGACGGGGUGCAACGGGAACUGCAACGCUAUGUCCGCGUGCGGGACCCAGAUGGGCAACGGGUUCUGCUUCACCCCCAACACUCAGUCUAUCAUUGUUUCGUCUCUCUAG
Messenger RNA from Trametes versicolor FP-101664 SS1, 354 nucleotides. RefSeq lists its product as uncharacterized. The annotation marks the transcript as partial. NCBI's taxonomy places the organism in Eukaryota, Fungi, Basidiomycota, Agaricomycetes, Polyporales, Polyporaceae. The transcript has a single exon. The record is from RefSeq and is a predicted model, not a curated record.